UUUAAGGGGCAAAGGAAUUAGACUAAAGAACAAGCCAUCGUCUGACCGCUGACUGGCCAGGGCAGUGCCAGCGCAUUACUGCACGGAAACGGGCGGGGCGACAGUCCCGGCUCCGGGACGCUUAGGAGAGAAGGGCCGCGCCCCUCAGCUUAGCGCCCGGGAGGAAAGUCGCGUCUUCCUAGCGCCGUGUCCGAGUGUGCUAAAAUGGAUCUUGUACUCAGUGCUGCAGAUUAUUAUGUUUUUACACCGUACAUAUAUCCAGCCACAUGGCCAGAGGAUGACUUCUUUCGACAAACUAUUAGUCUCCUGAUUGUAACAAAUCUUGGUGCUUAUAUCCUUUAUUUCAUCUUUGCAACAUUAAGCUAUUAUUUUAUCUUUGAUCAUUCAUUAAUGAAACAUCCACAAUUUUUAAAGAAUCAAGUCUAUCGAGAGAUCAUGUUUACUGUCUGGGCCCUGCCAUGGAUAAGCAUUCCCACAGUCUCCUUGUUCCUGCUGGAGUUAAGAGGCUACAGCAAGUUAUAUGAUGACAUAGGGGGCUUUCCCCACGGCUGGUUUCAGCUCAUCGUUAGUAUCCUGUCCUUCCUCUUUUUCACCGACAUGCUGAUCUACUGGAUUCACAGAGGCCUUCAUCACAGACUUGUAUAUAAGCGCAUACAUAAGCCUCAUCAUAUCUGGAAGAUUCCUACUCCAUUUGCCAGUCAUGCUUUUCACCCUGUGGAUGGCUUCCUUCAAAGUCUACCUUACCACAUAUAUCCUUUUAUCUUUCCAUUACACAAGGUGGUUUAUUUAGGUUUGUACAUCUUAGUCAAUAUCUGGACGAUUUCCAUUCAUGAUGGUGAUUUUCGUGUCCCCCAAAUCUUACGGCCAUUUAUUAAUGGCUCAGCUCAUCAUACAGACCACCACAUGUUCUUCGACUAUAACUAUGGACAGUAUUUCACAUUGUGGGAUAGAAUCGGAGGCUCAUUCAAAAAUCCUUCCUCCUUCGAAGGGAAGGGGCCACUUAGUUAUGUGAAGAAGAUGACUGAAGAAAAGAGCAACAGCCAUGCAGGGAGUGGUUGCAAAAAUGAAAAAUUAUUCAUUGGAGAGUUUACAAAGACUGAGUAGAUUAUUGCCCAAUUAUUAAAUAUUUUUAAUAAGAAAAAUCUAUAUACAGCCAAGAGACGUAGCGAGUAAAUGGUAUCAUUUGAAAAUCAGCAUUGUGGUACUGCUGAGGGAUGUCAUAAUGUAAAUCAAGCGAAGAUGCUGUGAGCACCAUGAUUUUAACCUCAUGCUUAAAAUACUAGAUGCUGGUCUCAGGGACAGCUAUGUCUUUCUGCCCAGCAGAGCUGUAAUUUCUAUAGGUAGCCUCAACAACCAUUUUUAAGAGGUGGAAAAUCAGUUACUGAGGGGACUACGUUAUGUCUUUCUGCCUUUAUUAUAUUCAUUAAGAAAAAUCCAUUGUGCUUUAUGAUACCAAGAUAGCACCAUCACAGAGAAACACUGUUAUAGAAAUGACUGCUUGUGUCAAGAAUGGUUACAUCUUUGCUUUUGGUGUGAUUUGUUCAAGUGUAGACAUCAGUGUUGAAAAAUAUACUGACAGAACAUAUCAGAGGCUUUGUAGAUGAUCUAAUUAAUAGCAAUGUAAUUACAUUAUUGCUUCCUACACAUAGGAAGCUUAUUCACUAGAGGUGAAUAAAUAAAUUGGAAUUUAAAAAAAUAACUGAUACUACCAUGAUUUAAUCCAGAUCUAGGAUUAUUUUGAUGGUUAUUAUUCCAAACUAUUAUUUAAUAAGUAUAAAAGUAUGUGAAUCUGAAUAUGCAGUAUUCCCCCCUUAUUCAUAGGGAUACAUUCCAAGGCCCCCAGUGGGUGCAUAACACGGCAGAUAUUUCCAAACCAUGUAUGUGUAUAUAUACUAUAUUUUUUUCUAUACACACAUAGCUAUGGUAAAGUUUAAUUGAUAAAUUAGGCGCAGCAUAACAACAGCUAAUAAACUACUGUAGUUAGAAGCCCAAAUAAUAUAUUUGAACUACUGAUUUUUAAAUUGAGUUGGUGCCCUGCACUUCUUUAUUGUUCAGUGUGUUUUGAAGAAAAUGUAAAGUAGUCCUUUUAUGAAAAUUGCACCAUAGUGGCUAUUCAACAUUUAAAGAAAAUAACCAUCAGUAAUAAAAUAGGGCAUUUUUCAUAUGAUCUCCAGUCAGAAUAUUUAAAUUUCUAACACAACCCAGAAACUAUAUGUCAAAAACCACAAAGACAAAUUGGUUCAGUUUUGAAAUAUGAAUGGCAUUGGUCAUGCUGAAUUAAUUUUACAAAAUCAAAUAUCCAGUGGAACUAUUCAUUUUGGCUGGAUUCACUGCACUGCUAAUGUUUCAACAUUACAAACCUAUAAUGUUCUAUAAUCAGGAAUAAUUGUCAAACAUUUAGGCCUAAUACAAAGAUUAGUUUUGAAAUAACUAUUCUCCCUCUCCUCCCCUCACUUUUUCCCACUUCCUCUGCAAAGAUUUAACUAAUACUUUCAUAAAUGUUGUGUAUUGUAAUAAAUAUAUGGAGAAACAUGGUUUGCAAAGGCGUUCUAGAAGCUAUUUAAAAUUGAUAGUUUAUUGUAAUUAUCAUUAAGCUGUAUCACAAAUAUUGUAACAGCAUAGAGUAUUCUUUGUACAAGUUUUAUAUUAAUUUGAAACCACAGAAAUGAUGUGGAUUGUCAAAACUGUUUUACAAUGUCCCCAAGUUCUCAUUGUCAAGGGGAGAAAGAAUCUCGUCUUUUUAUGUUUCACAUUUUUAUUAGAUUUGAGUGUUUUAGCACUCAAUUUUAUGAGACUAGUCAUAACAUUUAAUGCUUGAGAUCCAGAUGAAUUUUUUUUCUCUUUGAGUUGCUCUCACAAUGUUUAGAUUAAAUAUGCCCCUGUAUGGAUCAUUGUUUUAACUGGUAAAUGCAUCUGAGUGCUCUUCCCUAGCUAUCCCACCCCACAGUACUCCACUUUGCCCAAGAAAAAGAAGGAAAGUAAGAGUAAAUUUUGUUUCCUAAUAA
Miniopterus natalensis is the source of this 3005-nucleotide messenger RNA. It is a transcript of the gene SC5D, whose product is annotated as sterol-C5-desaturase. The record is from RefSeq and is a predicted model, not a curated record. Gene Ontology annotation, molecular function: oxidoreductase activity; iron ion binding. Gene Ontology annotation, biological process: lipid biosynthetic process. NCBI's taxonomy places the organism in Eukaryota, Metazoa, Chordata, Mammalia, Chiroptera, Miniopteridae.